AUGGAGCGUCAGUUCCGCCAGUUUCAGCAGGUCACCCUGAUGCGCCUUCAGGAGAUGGUGGAAAACUACAACCUUUCUUACAACUUCGAUACCAAAUUUGACCACCUGCUGCAGAAGCACAAAAGCCUGGAGCUGAUGGCCAACGAGUCCCACGCCUCCACCCACGAGGAGCUGCUUCGGUUGCAGACGCGGGUGAAGAAGCUACAGAAGGAGGGCAAGAAGCAAGAGCUGAAGAUCAAAGCCCUGGAAGAGUCCUUGCAGGAGAGUGGGCAGGACACGGCAGAGAGGCAGCGGUGGCAGCAGCAGCAGCAGCAGGGACUCCUCUCUAACCUCACCCAGGCAUUUGAGAGCCACAAGGAGGACUUUCGGGCCAUGGCUGCCCACCAGCACAGCCUGUGGGAGAUGCUGGAGAGCCUCCAGGAUGCCCUCCAGAGCCAGGGAAGCAAGCUGAGCGGGAUAGAGCAGAUGCCGAGGAGUCCCAAGCAAAAGGAGGUUCAGCCCAGUCCUUGGACCACAGCCCAUUGCUGCCAUCCAGAGAAGGAACUGGAGGCAGCGGGAGGGCAGAGCCCCUCCUUGAAGAAGCUGCGUGCUAAGCAUCGUCAUCGUCAGGAGAAGAGGCUGCGGCAGGAGGGUGGCCGCCCGGAAGCCCAGCGGAGGGGAUCCCUUCUGGGUCAGGGGGUUUCCCCACUGCUGGCAGAACCAGGGCUGGCCUCUUUGCCCGAGCGGCAGAUGCUCAGAGAAGAGCCCCCUGGCCCAGUCAAAGCCCCUGGAGGGGAGAAGCUGCCAGAAGAGCCUCGGAAGCCAGGGUCACGAUGCAACGUAGGCGCCAUGCUGGUUUUCCCCAACGCUUCCACAGAGAACUUCGCAGCCUUCUGGCCCAGCUUCCGGACUAGUUUGCUAGAACUGAGCCUCUGCAGCUGGGUGAGGACCAGCGCUGGCUAUCUGGGCACAAUCCUGUCUUAUGCCACGGAGGAGAACGACAACAAACUGGUGCUCCACGGCAGGGAUGCUGCCCCCCGCAACUCCGUCCACUUGGUGAUUGGGGACCCCGCCUUCCGCGAGCUGCCCGUGGGACCGAUCCUGGACGGCAGGUGGCACCACGUCUGCAUCGUCUGGUCCUCCCUGCAGGGACGCUUCUGGUUCUACCUGGACAGAAGGCUGGCUUCCUUGGGCUCCAAUUUCCAGAAGGGCUACCAGAUUCCACCCCGAGGGUCGCUCCUCCUUGGCCAGGAGCAAGACACAGUGGGUGGAGGGUUCGAAUCCUCCGAAUCCUUCGUGGGGCUCCUGGCUGGCUUUGCUGUGUGGGGCCGUGCGCUGCUACCCGGGGAGGUCUCCAGCGUUGCCCUCGGAAAAGGCCUGCCCCAGGGGACAGUCCUCACCUUGGCUGACGUCUCCGUGCUCAGUGGCUCCGUGCAGAAGGUGGACUGCCGUUGCCUCGAGCACUGCCUGUGAUUCCCCCUCUUGAAGCCCCGAAGGCUGCCCAUCAUCCGACUGGCGAGGACGAGCUCAGCUGGAUUUUCUCCGGGGAAGGGCUCCCGCUGGGGUCAGUCUGAGGGCCGCAGCCGGAGCGGUCUGUACGUUAUUUCCCACUUAGUCACUUUCCAGCUUCAGCUGGGUGAGCCCCUUUCCCUCAUGGCCAUCGCUUCACUGGAUCCUUUGAGCCUCGAAUCCAAGACCGGCUCUCUUCGGCCUCGCUCUCUGUCUGGCAGACCAGUUCGUACCACCGAGCUGCGGGCUGCCGUUGUGGCUCAGGGCAAGUACAGCUGGCACAAGCCACCGAACCAGCGUCCCCUGCUCGAACAGCAGCGCCAGCGCCACGUUGCGCCAACCGCAGUUGCGGAAAUCGCGACGAGGUAUCUGUACAGGGGAAGGGGUUAGAGAACCGCUCAUCAUUUCGGUACACGGCUUGUUCCAGCCUCUUCCUUCUGGCCUGGGGAGGGCUGACGACGGAGGAAAAAGAGUUCGCUGAGGCGGUCGUGCGCCGUUUUCCCGGCGAGGUUCCUGUUCGAAGAAUGGCGGCGGGCGUUGCUGGCGAAGCGAACUAGUCCGCUCCAGCGCGGACGCGCCUUCCUUCGUCUUCCCCUCCCGGGAUCGACGAUUCGCCCCGCCCGGCACGUUUCUCCGGCCGGUGCUGCCUCGCUGCCUCUGCCCCCUUCGCUGCGUCGGGGAACCCGUCUCGCUUCUUCCUGGAAAGUAGCUGCUCCGGCUUGAGUCAAUAAAUACCUGUUCACGAGCUCGCGGCUCCGCGCUUUCCCUUAGAGAGUGAAAAGCGUUAUCGCGACGGGAUUUAGGAGCGCGACUUCCCGACCGGGCGGUUCGGAGCAAGGGUCGGCCUCGCCCGCGGCCGUCGCCCGUCUUC
Python bivittatus (Burmese python) is the source of this 2359-nucleotide messenger RNA. The record is from RefSeq and is a predicted model, not a curated record. Lineage: Eukaryota; Metazoa; Chordata; Lepidosauria; Squamata; Pythonidae.